AUGGUGGCCAAGAAUUUGAUAGUUUUUAGUGUUUGUGUUGUGGGUUUGUUGGCUUUUUUUGGUGAAUUUGAAUUAGGAGGGAGUGAAGAAGACGUGUACAAGAGGAAUUUUAUUACUUGGGAUGAUGUGAAGGUGGAUGAAAAUAAGGUGAGGAUGGGUUUGAGUGAUGAAGACGAUGAUUAUUAUCAAAGUGGGGUUAUUCUGGUUGUCAAGAAUGGAAUGGGUGAUUCAGUCACAGUUCAAGGUGCAGUUGAUAUGGUUCCCCAAUACAAUUCUCAGAGAGUUAAAAUUUACAUUCUUCCUGGAAUUUACAGAGAGAAGGUACUCAUUCCAAUCACCAAGCCAUACAUAUCAUUCAUUGGAGAUCAAAAUCGAGCGUCAGAAACCGUAAUUACUUGGAAUAACAAAGCCUCCGAUAAAGAUGAGCAUGGGCAUGAACUGGGUACCUCUAGAUCAGCUUCUGUCACAGUUGAAUCCGAUUACUUCUGUGCUACUGGACUCACCUUCCAGAAUAGUAUAGUUGCAAAGGCUGGAGACAAUGGAAGGCAAGCAGUAGCAUUGAGAAUAGCUGGUAAUAAAGCCAUGUUCUAUAAAGUGAGGAUUUUGGGGUCUCAAGACACACUUUUAGAUGACUAUGGAUCACAUUAUUUCUACCACUCUUACAUUGAAGGAGCCAUUGAUUUCAUAUUUGGCUCAUCAAGAUCGCUCUAUCAGGAUUGUGUUCUUCACUCAACUGCAAAAACCUUUGGAGCAAUUGCAGCUCAUAGAAGGGAUUCAGCAAAUGAUGAUACAGGAUUCUCUUUUGUAAACUGUACAAUCAAUGGAACUGGUACUCUUUACUUGGGAAGAGCUUGGGGAAACUACUCAAGAACAAUAUAUUCAUAUUGUGAUAUAGACAAUAUCAUAACUCCAUCUGGAUGGACUGAUUGGGAUAACCCAUCCAGGCAAAGGAGUGCAGUAUUUGGUGAAUACAAGUGCAGAGGCAGAGGAGCUAAUAGAAGGGAUAGAGUGCCUUGGUUGAAGUCUUUCAGUUAUGAGGAAGUAAAACCUUUUCUAGAUAGGACGUUCAUAGGUGGAGAGCAGUGGCUGAGACUAUAGUAACAUUUUCAUGUGUCCUGUUGCUUAUGAAUG
Messenger RNA from Cornus florida, 1131 nucleotides. RefSeq names its product pectinesterase QRT1. Gene Ontology annotation, molecular function: pectinesterase activity. Gene Ontology annotation, biological process: cell wall modification. NCBI's taxonomy places the organism in Eukaryota, Viridiplantae, Streptophyta, Magnoliopsida, Cornales, Cornaceae. The record is from RefSeq and is a predicted model, not a curated record. The transcript has 5 exons. Bases 1 to 1098 code for a protein of 365 amino acids.